AUGGAACCGGACCUUUACAACAUUGGCAAGAGUGCAGCCGAAGCAGAAUACCUGAAGGAGAUCCACACCACGCUGGUGAGAAAACUGGCCGAAAAACAAACCCAGAUCUCGGAACUGCUCUCGCGGGCCGAGGAGCUAGUCUCCCAACAGCCGACAGAAGGCCAAGCUAUGGUCUACUCGGCAAUGUCCAGUUCUCUCAAUAAAGCCUGGCGUGAGUUGCUCGAAGUCCUUGGCAAACGUGGACACCUGCUGGAGAUGGCUGCAGACUGCUUUGUGAACGCUGACGCCGUUUGCGCCGCAGCCCGUCGAAUCACCGAUCCCUCAUUUUCAGCAGACUGGGGAGACAGCGUGGAGAGCAUAGAAAGACUCAUUCAGGUAUUUUUUACCCUUUUUUCUCCGCGUACAAGUGCGGUAACGUUCGUAGAACAAACUCUUACAGGACCAACCCAGAAGUUUCUAUGCAUAUCACCUUGA
Molecule: messenger RNA, 474 nt
Organism: Dibothriocephalus latus
Lineage: Eukaryota; Metazoa; Platyhelminthes; Cestoda; Diphyllobothriidea; Diphyllobothriidae
Source: the annotation of a GenBank genome assembly